Molecule: messenger RNA, 1245 nt
Organism: Cucurbita pepo subsp. pepo (vegetable marrow)
Lineage: Eukaryota; Viridiplantae; Streptophyta; Magnoliopsida; Cucurbitales; Cucurbitaceae
Product: SNF1-related protein kinase regulatory subunit beta-2
Molecular function (GO): protein binding
Source: RefSeq, a predicted model, not a curated record
GCCACUGCUCUCGUUCAGCUAGAUUUUUGUAAUCGCAGCAGCAAGAGGGGUUUGGGGUAGAAAGAAGAGGAAAGAAGGGAGAGCAAGUGUCCUUCAGAAGGAAGAGGGAGAUGCUAAUAGAAUCCUACCUCCACCCAACUCUUGGUUUGGUUUCUAAAUAUAUGCGGGAUUGAUCGACUGACUGAUGGACAAUGCCGAGGGUAGGAAAAAUGAAGAAGCUCACUCUGGAGCCCGUAAGUUUCAGGACAAUCAUGACCAAAGGAUGGAAUGUGCAGACGAUGCAGCAUAUAACAGCUACCACACUGUCCUGUUUUCAGAGCCCAGAAUUCAGAUUUCUCCACAAAGCUUAGGCUCACCGCAAGCCCUGAUCUCUAAUUCUCAGUACGCUACAGUUUCCUUGUCAAGUCCUGGUCUGAUGCUACAACCUGAUCAACCUCAAUCUUUGCAUCAGAGUGCUGCAUUCGGUGAAAAUGUGUUUCGGGGGACAACGACGCAAGUGAUGAUCUCGUGGAAUCAUGGCGGGAAUCAAGUGGCCAUCAUUGGAUCAUGGGACAAUUGGCAGACUAGAGAGCUCCUACAAAACACAGGUGUGAAGUUUGUGGUUAUAAAGACUCUGCCAAUCGGUAUCUACCACUACCACUUCGUAGUUGAUGGUUGGUUGGCUUAUGCUCCAGAUCUACCCUGGUUUCGUGAUGAUUCAGGGAAUGCUUAUAAUAUUUUGGACUUGCAGGGACAUAUUUCUGAAUUGCCCGAAAGUAUGUCCGAGUUCGAAACUCCUCCAUCCCCACCGUCGAGUUAUGACAACCAAUACAUUAACGAAGAUGAUUUCAGCAGACCUCCACCAGAACUACCUCCACAUCUGCAAGGAACCAUUUUGAACGAUCCAUCUUCUUCAGUCGAUGGUCGACCGUUGCCAAUUACGCCUCGAAGUACAGAACUAAAUCAUCUCUAUCUUCAGAGCAAUGUCCAAGAUCAGUUUGUAGCACUUGGCUCUACUCUCAGGAUUCGUGAAAAGUAUGUCACCAUGUUUCUAUUCAAGCCUUUAUCAAGAACAAGGUGAUAUCCAUACGCUCUUCCUCCCUCCAUCCACAUUUUCAUUUUCAAACACAAAUCUCAAUAUUGCUGGAAAAGUUGAAAUCCUUGUGAGUUCUGUAGGUUGAACAAGUUAGUGUAGGUAUAAAGAAAGAUUCUUUCAUACUGUGCAUCAUUAAUUCAAUUGCUAUUCAGUCUGGAAAUUACUUUUCA